Penicillium cinerascens is the source of this 1734-nucleotide messenger RNA. Its product is annotated as glutamate cysteine ligase. Gene Ontology annotation, biological process: glutathione biosynthetic process. The transcript has 7 exons. The record is from RefSeq and is a predicted model, not a curated record. NCBI's taxonomy places the organism in Eukaryota, Fungi, Ascomycota, Eurotiomycetes, Eurotiales, Aspergillaceae. The coding region runs from base 1 to 1734 and encodes 577 amino acids. Gene Ontology annotation, molecular function: glutamate-cysteine ligase activity.
AUGGGGGCCUCUAUAGAUGACGACGAAAAAACUUAUCUUACCUGGAAGGAAUCGCAGCCGUUCCUCCAGAGUGUUCGAAAUUUGGCUUUCGAGGUCGAACAUACUUUGGUGUCAUUUGACCAUAAAGAACAAAAGGUCAGCCUGGGCCUUCAACAGCAUUAUGUUCUGGAGAAAUGGAAUGAACAUCGAAAGCAAAUGGGCCGACAGGAAUUUGAACUUCACCCGGAAGGUAUGCGGUACAUGGUGGAAACGGUAGCCGCUCCUCCUCUUGGGCCCGGUCUCUCUGGGGCUCUCCAUAUUGAACACAAAUUGGCGGAGAGGCGAAGGAAUAUCCAGAGCUUGCUAGGACCCGAAGACGCCAUUCUCACUUUAGCGGGAUUCCCACGCUUCGGCGCAGCCGAAUCAUUCAAAACUCUCGAUGCCCUGACCAUCGAAAAGCCUUUACACGGGGACAUGGACCUCGCACUGAGCGGAUACAAGCGAUGGAAAUGCCUCGGCGAAAACAUCAAGGCGAGACGGGAGCGUGAUUUUGACGCCGCACUACCAGUGUUUCAAGAUAGGUUUACCGAACUUGAUGAAGUGGUCUUGGAUAAAUUCGGAUAUGCGCCGGGGGUGUGUGCACUGCAAGUAACAUUUCAAGCGAAGAACAUCGACGAAGCAUGUCAGCUCCAUGACCAGUUGUCUAUUCUUGGCCCACUGAUGAUGGCGUUGACAGCUGCUACGCCGGCCUACCAGGGAUUCCUGGUGGAUACUGAUACGCGGUGGAAUUCGUAUCGCCAUAUGGCGGACGAACGAAGCCCAGCCGAGGUCUUGAAGAUGGAGACAUGGGAACAGCAUGAGAUUGAUGCAAGUCUCCGCGCCUGCACUAGUCCUAUCUAUCUGAGCAGAGACGUCGAUGAAAAGUACCAAUCCUACCUCCCAACUCCCUCGGACAUUCAGGAAAAGCUCCAAAAAGAAGGAAUGAACAAGAAUCUCGCAUCUCAUUUCGCUCGCUUCCUGCAAUACGACCCUUUGCUUCUGGAAGCAGAUCACCUGGAAGCCCUCGGCCCGGACGAUACAUACCAUUUGAGAACACUAUACAAUUCCCUAUGGCCCCAUGUGCGGGUGAAACUCCCACUCGAUGAAAACGCGGGAUGGCGAGUCGAAUUCCGGCCGAUGGAGGUGCAAUUGACCGAUUUCGAAACUGCAGCUUUUAUUGUUUUCAUGGUGGUUUUGCGCCAUGCGAUGGAACAUUUCCACGUGAACCUCUACGUUCCCAUGAAGCUGGUGGUUGAGAAUAUGCAGCGUGCCAUGAACCGCAACGCGGUUCUUCAUGAGCAAUUCUGGUUCCGCACUGGGGACUGGACUUUUGACGAGCCAUCGAACAGCGACUCGACCAAAGUCACAAUCCAGCAGCUUUCUCUCAAGGAGAUUUUCUGUGGCUCGAGCAACCGCUGCCGGGACGAAUGCUGUGCGAAUUGCAGGAACAGAUUCCCCGGCUUCAUACCACUCAUCAACGCGUAUCUUGAUAGCGGUCCCGUUUCCGACGCGGAAAAAUCACUCUUCAUGCCGUACAUCCAGUUCGUUAGCAAAAGGGCUUCGGGUCAGUUGUGGACUGAUGCACGAUGGAUGCGACAUAUGAUCCAGUCUCACCCGUCCUAUCGGAACGACAGCGUGGUGACACCCGAGAUCUGCUACAAGCUUUGUUGCCAGAUCAAGGAUCUGCCGAAAUGGAAGCAUCCCCAGCUUUUCUGA